AUGCUCGGAGGUCUCCUUUUCUCCUUCUGGAGGAUCGUGGAGAUCGUGACGUUAAUCCCCAUCAUUGGCAUGCUCGCAUGGUUCGUCGAUGGCUUCAAUGACAACAACCAGCUCACCCCGUCCUUCAUCCUCGUGCUCUUCAUCGUCUCCAUCCUCGCCUGCGCAUGGGCCAUUGUAACCCUUCUCCGCCUCGGUUCGACACGCCGCUCCGCUCUCUUCGUCUCCUUCAUCGACCUCUGUUUCGUUGGCGCAUUCAUCGCAGCGGUCUACGAGCUUCGAGGCAUCAGUGAUGCCGAUUGUGCCAACUUCUCCACCGGCUCUAUCUAUGUCAAUCUUGGGCCAUUCGGAUACUACGGCAGAAAUAGCGGUUCAUCAUGGGCCCUACACCUCAACAAAAAUUGCGCCAUGCUUAAGGCAUCAUGGGCCUUGGGGAUAAUAAACACCAUCCUAUUCUUCUUUACCUUUGUCCUGGCUAUCUUCUUGCACCGGCAUGAAAGAGUUGUUGUCACCAAAGAGGUGAGACGGUCGAGACACAGUAGCCGCAGAGGCCACUCCCGGUCUGGAUCCCGGAGAAGCAGUAGCCGCCGUCGAUACUACGUCUAG
Cladophialophora yegresii CBS 114405 is the source of this 603-nucleotide messenger RNA. RefSeq lists its product as uncharacterized. The record is from RefSeq and is a predicted model, not a curated record. Bases 1 to 603 code for a protein of 200 amino acids. NCBI's taxonomy places the organism in Eukaryota, Fungi, Ascomycota, Eurotiomycetes, Chaetothyriales, Herpotrichiellaceae. The transcript has 2 exons.